Molecule: messenger RNA, 387 nt
Organism: Monoraphidium neglectum
Lineage: Eukaryota; Viridiplantae; Chlorophyta; Chlorophyceae; Sphaeropleales; Selenastraceae
Exons: 2
Coding region: 1-387 (128 amino acids)
Source: RefSeq, a predicted model, not a curated record
AUGUGGCUGCCGCCGCUGCUGCGGGGGUUGGAGAACUGCCUGACGAACUCCACAGUGUCCCAGCUGCGGCAGCGCGCCCUGGACGUCAUAUCACGCGCCCUGGACGCGGCACGGACGGCGACGGGCAGCAGCGGCGCCGCGCUGGUGGCGUCCCUCGAGGCCGCCGAGGCGACGGCGGGGCCCGCGGCGGCGGCGGCGGCGACGGCGGCGGCGGGGGCGGCGGCGGGCGCGGAGGCGGAGGCGGGUGCGGGUGGGAUGGGAGCGAUGGAGGUGGACGCGCGGCCGCUUGGGGCGGCGCUGGAUGGCGCUCUGAGGGGCGUGGUGGACCAUGAGCCGGCGGCGGCGCUCAAGGCGGCGGCGGCAGCGUUGCUCAAACGGCUGGCGUGA